This is a messenger RNA of Eucalyptus grandis, 594 nucleotides long. RefSeq names its product snakin-2. The transcript has 3 exons. The coding region runs from base 90 to 392 and encodes 100 amino acids. The record is from RefSeq and is a predicted model, not a curated record. Lineage: Eukaryota; Viridiplantae; Streptophyta; Magnoliopsida; Myrtales; Myrtaceae.
CCCUCCCUCUUCAUUGUAUCAAUCAUCCGACCAAAGUCAUUAGGACUGCAUCAUUGGUAUUCAAUUCUAACUCCGAAAAAGUCUCGACCAUGGCCAUCCACAAGCUUUUAAUUGCUUCCCUUUUAAUCUCAGUUCUUCUUCUUCAACUCGCCGAAGCUGACCAGAUGGGAGUUGGAAAUGCAGGAGACAACUCGAAGCUUCCGAAAAUGGGCUGCGGCGGAGCGUGUGUCGCCAGGUGUCAGCUGUCAUCGAGGCCUCGCCUUUGCCAGAGGGCUUGCGGGACAUGCUGUGCCCGUUGCAACUGCGUCCCUCCGGGCACCUCCAGCAACCUCGACGUCUGUCCGUGCUAUGCCAACAUGACCACCCGCGACAACAAGCACAAGUGCCCAUGAGAUGCUCGAUGGGCUUGGUUUUCUUUCCAAUGGUCGGACAUCGAUCGCUCAAGCUUGUUGCUGCUAAUUUAAGGGACGCUGUUGUCGUACUAAUAUCAUGGAGCUGGUCAAGAAGUGGUUUGCAAAUGCAAAUUCACAAUGUGUUUAGCAAUUUAUCUGUCGUAUCUAUCAUGAAUAAAGUUUCCGUUUAUCUUUCUUUCUA